UAAUAGUAAUAUAUAUUAAGUGUUAACUAUCAUAACCGUGAUGUUGUCGUUCUAUUAUCUGGUGUUUCAUAUUUCUUCCCUGUCUGGAUUUAUAUGGAGUGAGUCAUCUGUUACUAGACGAUCUCUACCCUCCAGCCCGGUAGCAGCCGCUGUUGUAUAACACACACAGAAAACAGGAACACGGGGCGGUUUUGAACCAGAAACUACCGCUGUAUUUAGCAGGAGAACAGGGAAGAAAUUCCUCCAGUGGAGUAGCGGUGAUUCUUCACUCCAGAGGCCGGGAUUAGAGUUCCGAUUCUCGCCUGAGGUGCAUGCACAGCCCGAUUACACACGGGUGUUUGUUCUCCUGGAGUGAGACAAGCGGGUCAGGCUACAGCGGGGAGAAGCAGGGAGACAGAUGAAGACCCCAGUUGCUGAUUUUACCCUGGAAGCAGUUGUACUUCAUGAGCAGGACUCUACAAACACAACAAAGCAAGCAGUGUGAACAGCUACCUCAGCUAGUACACAAAGCUCGGCUGUUGCACACCAAGCUAGGAAACUUCCAGAACCAUGGCUGACCGACUGUUUAGCUUCUCAGCCAACAAGCGAAUUGUGGCCGGCCUGCUGGCCAACCUGCUGUCCUCUAUUUGCAUUGUCUUUAUCAACAAGUGGAUCUAUGUGCACUAUGGCUUCCCCAACAUGACCUUAACCCUUGUUCACUUUGUGGUCACCUGGCUGGGGCUGUACAUAUGCCAGAAAAUGGAUGUUUUCUCUCCAAAAAGCCUUCCAAUUCGCAGGAUUGUGUGGCUGGCUCUGAGCUUCUGUGGGUUUGUGGCCUUCACCAACCUUUCCCUGCAGAACAACUCAAUAGGAACGUACCAGCUGGCUAAAGCCAUGACUACACCAGUCAUCAUCCUCAUCCAGAGCACCUACUACAAGAAGACCUUCUCCACCAAGAUUAAACUGACACUGGUGCCCAUAACCUUAGGCGUGAUACUGAACUCCUACUAUGAUGUGCGAUUCAACCUGCUGGGGACAGUGUUUGCCUCGCUGGGUGUUCUGGUGACAUCGCUUUACCAAGUGUGGGUGGGCGCGAAACAACAUGAGCUCCAGGUGAACUCCAUGCAGCUUCUGUACUACCAGGCUCCUCUGUCAUCGGGCUUCCUGCUCUGUAUUGUUCCUGUGUUUGAGCCGCUGACCGGAGACGGAGGAAUAUUUGGACCCUGGUCUCUGCCUGCUCUGAUGACAGUGCUGUUUUCAGGUGUGGUGGCGUUCCUGGUCAACCUGUCCAUCUACUGGAUCAUUGGAAACACCUCAGCUGUCACCUACAACAUGUUUGGUCAUUUUAAAUUCUGCAUCACUCUGAUUGGAGGAUACCUGCUCUUCCAUGACCCGCUGUCAGUGAACCAAGCGCUGGGAAUCCUCUGCACUCUGGCAGGUAUCCUGUCUUACACCCACUUCAAGCUGGUCGAACAGGAGGAGGGGAAGAGUCGUCUGGCUCAAAGACCAUAGGCUGACUGAGCUGUGGGUCAGCUGCAGAGACCCCUGCUGCCUACAGCGUGAACAUACAUUUUUUUAGGGGAAUAAAGAAUUCCAUCAUGGUUCCCUGAUGGGAUUAAAUGUGU
This is a messenger RNA of Monopterus albus (swamp eel), 1604 nucleotides long. It is a transcript of the gene slc35e3, whose product is annotated as solute carrier family 35 member E3. The coding region runs from base 550 to 1491 and encodes 313 amino acids. The transcript is spliced from 9 exons. Lineage: Eukaryota; Metazoa; Chordata; Actinopteri; Synbranchiformes; Synbranchidae. The record is from RefSeq and is a predicted model, not a curated record.